ACUUGUUGUCAGUGGAGAGCUGAGCCAAAGGUACAGCAGCAGCAGCAGCAGCCAGCAGCACAGUGCGUCGAGCGGAGAGAUGGAGGGAGAGCUGGCCGGCUUUGAGCGCGUAUAAACCGGACAGGAGAAGAUCAGAUGAAGAGGGAAUAACCAUGUUUGAUCCUGAAUAAUAAUAAUAAUAAUAAUAAUCAUAAUAAUACAUCUCCACUGCAAAACCAGGAUCGUCUCAGAGACAACCAACCAGCGUCAUGAAACCAGUCCUGCAUUGAGCCUCUCCUCGGUGGGUUGGCAUGGCCCAGCGAUGAACGGAGCGGUGGUGCCCGGUAGCCCGGAGCUCUCCUCCUCGUGCCCACUGCCUGACUGGCGAGAGUUCUGUGAGCUCCAUGCUCGAGCCUCAGCUGCAGACUUCGCUGACAAGUUCCAGCGCUUCCUGUCAGAAAACCCGUGCUACGACUCGCCCGGCGCAGAUGUGAGCUUCUCACAGCACUUUGCCCAUCACUUCCUGGAGUGCUUCUCUGCAGCGUUGACCCAAGCUCGGGAGAACCAGGCGUCCUCGCUGGGGGAAGACGGCUCCAACACAGCACCAAAGUACAGCAUCGUUCCUUUCCUGGGAAUCCAGGGUUGCCCACUGUCCUACGGUCACGACCUUUACCAGAGACGCAAGGACGCCGGGGCUUCAAGUGAAUCCCUGGACAGUAUGGACAGUGGAGGGGGAGGGAUAGAUGGGGGAGGCAGUGGCACCACCGCCUCCCGAGGCCCCCAACCGGCCCACAAGGUGUCUGCUCUGGGACAAUCCCGCAGCUCAGAGGACGUUUCAGUCAGUCACCCAAAGGCUCGUUUCAAGAAGGGCUUCUCCCUGAGGAACAUGAGCCUGUGUGUGGUGGACGGGGUGAAGGAGAUGUGGCACAGGCGAGCCUCCCCUGAACCUGACGGUCCCUCCGGAGCCAGGAAGGCUAAUGGAGCAGGAGGAGGAGGCGGAGGAGGAGGGGACGCGGCAGGGGGAGAGAAGUGGUCCCAAAAGCUUCGGCUUCCCAGAGGCUCCCAGGGCCACAAGGCUGAGAUGCUGGAAAUCCAGAGGGAGGGAGCGCUGAGAUACAUGGUGGCUGAUGACACAAACUGUAUGGGCGCUGCACAGUGGCAGAAAUGCCGGCUGCUGCUGAGGAAGACGAAGAGGGAGGAAGGAGGCGAGAGGUUCCUGCUGGAGUUCUACGUACCACCCAAGUCCUCAAAGCCCAAAGUGAGCAUCCCUCUGUCAGCCAUAGUGGAGGUGAGGACCACCAUGCCACUGGAGAUGCCUGACAAGGACAACACUUUUGUUCUUAAGGUGGAAAACGGGGGAGAGUACAUCCUGGAAACCAUCGACUCGCUGCAGAAGAACUCCUGGGUUGCUGACAUCCAGGACUGCAUAGACCCUGGUGACAGUGGCGAUGACAUCGAGCUGGCGUCCUGUCCUCAUGGUCAGGCCUCCAAAGACUGCUCCAUGGUGGCCUCUUGCAGCUGUGAGCUGCUGUCUGAGGGUGUGUAUCGCGCUCCGGAGAGGUCAUGUCCCUCAGCAGCAGAGCAUUACAGCGCAUCUUCAGUCCGUUGCAGGGAACCCCCCUUCACCCAGCACCCAUCCCACAUGCCUUUAGAGCGCUUCCUCCAGUCCCCAGAGGCCCAGGGCUCCAACUCUUCUGCAGGUGGCAGUGAAGGAGCGAAAGAGUCCGAUGGCGACGCCAGCCUGGCGGGUUACCCGUGGUUCCACGGCACACUGUCCCGUGUACGUGCUGCUCAGUUGGUGCUUGCAGGCGGGGCCAGGAGCCACGGGCUGUUUGUGAUCCGUCAGAGCGAGACACGGCCGGGCGAGUACGUCCUCACCUUCAACUUUCAGGGCAAAGCCAAGCACUUGCGUUUGUCUGUGAAUGAGAACGGACAGUGCCACGUCCACCACCUGUGGUUCCACACCGUGUCCGACAUGUUGAGACAUUUCCACGCCCACCCCAUCCCCCUCGAAUCUGGAGGCUCUGCUGACAUCACAUUACGCUCCUACGUACAAGUGCAGCGAAGCUCCGCCACAGAUGUGACCGUGCCUCCAGUCCUCACCCCACCGAGGGAUGCAGGCUGCCGGACAGAUUCAGCCCAGCCAGCUCUCCACCCUCCUGGGAUCACAGCGCCUGCAGGGCCCCCUCCUGAUGCCCCACUCUCUUCGAGCACCUCCUCCUCACCCACAGCCCUUCCCUCUCUCUCCCGCAGUGACCCAGGUACCGGAGGAGGAGUGGGAGGAGGGUUACAGAGCCGGAGCAACAGCUCUGAACGCCUGCUGGAGGCCUCUAGUGGUGCAUCCGAGGACUAUCACGAUGCUGAUGGGACUCGUAGGGCCAGAGCAGUAGAAAACCAGUACUCUUUCUACUAAACGACCCGGGGCAGGGUUCAGACACGUAUUUUCUGGAUUGGCAGAAUGUUGGAGGUCACAUGGGACAAUCUGCUGAUGAUGAAAACGGUCCAAAUUAUUGGAUAACCCAUUGUUUUGUUUGUUUGUUUUUGUUUCAAGGCAAUUUCCUGUUUCUCUGAUUUGAGAAGAGAGGUGAGAUCCUGCUAAGCAGUCUGUCCCUGCUGUUUAAAUCACUCUGUGGCUCUUUGGCUUUGCUUCAAGUUGUCAAGAACGUCAGUGAACAGAGAAACAGACGGCCGCAGGUAGAAAUGGAGAUAUUGAGAUCUAAGCAGGAGAUAAAACCUAGAUGUAGAAUAAAGCAGCAGGGAUGAGUGUAGGGGAGAAAGCAAGAGGAAGUCAUCCAGUGGAGUCAUAUGGCUUUGAUUCUUUAAGUCUUCUGACCACUUCCUGUUCACCUUUACCCAGAAUACCAUGGGAGAAGAGCCUGUGUCACCACCCCGCUGAAGGGUUGAGAGUUUGAAAUGACCCUGAAGAAACAGUCCCUUCCCUCAGAGCUCCCGAGAGCAUCCCGUUAAUGUUUAUGAAGCUGCUUUGAGUAUGUCCCGGAUAUCCUCACUGUCCCUGCAGGGUUUCCUUACAAAGUCCUGCUCUACACUAACAUCAGUACAGCGAUCAUGGGUGUGUUUGUGUUAGCUCGGAGAUGUUUUUCUUAAACGUGUACAGCCUAAAGGGUCUUAGUGCCUGACAAUUUCCUUGAACUUGAACGGACUGUUGCCCAUACUGACGAGAAAGGAUGGUGUUGACAUUUUACAUAGUCACAAAAGCCCAAAUAUUACAAUGCAGGUGAUUACUUUACUGCUCAGAACAUACUGAACACGCAUAUCUCUGCAUACUGAAAUGGUUUCGUUAUAACAGUUUCAUAAAUGGCUGCAACAUACACACAGGUGGUCACGUGUUUUGCUACAAAUCGGUUUAAAAAUGUUCAAUUGGAAGAUGAAAAACACAAGUUCGGCCUGUUAGAAUAUGGCAGGGGUGGCUCGAAUUUUGCUGUUAUACUGGGUUAUUUCUAUGAGUGUGUGGUGGUGUAUUAGAGUCCAAAUAUUUUUCAAUGAUUGGUGUGCUACAGUAGUGUUUCUAAAACAUGGUUUUCGAGGUCCCUCCGUCUGGUGCUGGUUCUGUAUUCAAGCUUAUCAUAUCAGUAACCUGUAGAUUAGAUAUGCUGUUAAUAUAGGAGUUCACUUUGAAGUAAUGCCUUUAAGAUUAUUAUUAUACCAAAUCCAGCAUUUAUCGGAGGGACUGGGGACUUGGUUUUUAGAAAGGUGGCAGUGUUGUUUGCUGUUUGCGCUGCCUGGUGACUGGACUGGAACGGUACAGGCAGUAAAGUAAAAGGUACUAGAUGGCCAUGCUUGAUUAGAAAGAUGUGACAUUGCUGCUUUAUUUUAUGCAGAGUACUGAGCUUAAGCUUUUUAUGUUAAUAAUCCAAAAGUGCGGCAAAAUUUGGCACCACAAAAUAGUCAUGUUACUCUAAAAGUUUACACGAUAGUCCUCGACUUUUAAGUAUAAUAUGUCUCUAAAGGAGCCCUCCCAAAGAUUUGCAUACAAGUCUAAAGAAUAUUAAACUAUUCAGCUUGCAAAUCAUUAGCUUAUCUUAGCAUAAAGACAAGAAAAAGGGGGUAAACGCUAGCGCCUGUAGGUCUCCUAGAAAAGCUCAGGGAAGCGACUUUGCACUGCUCUUUAAUGGAGGUGGUGCAGUUUACCAGACAAAUCAAUCUUUGUCUUCUCUUGAACUCUCCCACACAGUAGAUGAGAACAGGGGGAAACAGUCAGGCUGCUUUUGUCCAAAGGGAACAAAAAAAUCUGCUUACUGGCAAUUUUUAACCUCAUUAAUUAAGACGUAUCUCGUUUGUUUAAUCCGUAAAAUGCUAAAACAACAAACAAACUGCAGUUUAUAGUACAGGACUAUUUCUUGACUGGGUGCAGUUGCCAGGCAACUAGCAGAAGUUACUGAUCCCGACUCGAGUGAGACCAAGAAACAGUUUGGCACACAACUCCAUGAAAAGCAGCGAUUUGUCUUACACACAAACAGCUUUAGAGAUGUUAGCUGGUUGAUUUUGUUACUUUUGGACACAGCCAGGCCAGCUGUUUUCUAAGUUUCCUGUCCUUGUGCUAAGCCAAGUUAACUGUACAUACAUUAAAGUGGUGUCAAUCUUCUCACUCACCUCUCUGCAAAAACAGCUAUAAGCAUACUUAUUUAAAUUCUCUUGCAUUGUAUGGUAGACACACUUCAGCUCCUGUAUUUCAAACAUAUGCAACACUUUUGUUCAGUUAGACUAAACAUAUCAAUAGUCAGUGUCUGUCUCUUUCAAGGAUGGUCAUUUAGCUCCGGAGGUGGAAUUUCACGUUUCAGUUGAGGAGCGGACGAAGCAGUUCAUGUGCCAAUUUGAAUCCUAUUUUUGAAACAUAUUUAUUCCUCAGCUGUUGUAAAUUACAUUUUUCCUAUUGAGUCUUAUUUAUGUACAAUUGAUUGAUUCUUCUUGAUGAAACCUCCUCAGUGGAACCUGUCUGUUGCAAGAGCCCAUCUCACAUAUCACAAAUUGCUCAUGUCUCCCUUUUAUUUUCUUAACACUUCUUAAAAGCUAAAAAAAAAAAAAAUUCUGUUGUCUGACUGAGUUUUGAAGAGUCUGUGCAAUUUUGUACAAAGUGAUGUACUUGACAUACUACUUUAUAUUUCUGUGAAUAAAAUGUGAACAAAC
Messenger RNA from Larimichthys crocea (large yellow croaker), 5124 nucleotides. RefSeq names its product SH2B adaptor protein 2 (gene sh2b2). The coding region runs from base 302 to 2392 and encodes 696 amino acids. Gene Ontology annotation, cellular component: plasma membrane. Gene Ontology annotation, molecular function: transmembrane receptor protein tyrosine kinase adaptor activity. Gene Ontology annotation, biological process: intracellular signal transduction; antigen receptor-mediated signaling pathway. NCBI's taxonomy places the organism in Eukaryota, Metazoa, Chordata, Actinopteri, Sciaenidae. The record is from RefSeq and is a predicted model, not a curated record. The transcript is spliced from 9 exons.